CAGACACUCCUCGAUUAUUCAUGUCGUUUUUAAUUGAGGGUGAUGUUUAAAUAGAAACAGAGGGCAACCCAGCGCAAUCAUACUAGACACCCAUUCCCAAGCCGACCGGACGUUGCGGUGCCGACCGACCCCGACGGCGUUGAGCAAACGCCCUAGAGCCACUGGAGCUCGCUAAAUUCCACCGUCUAGCAGCCUCCGUUUCUCUAACCCCAGCUGACGUGGUGGACUCUCGACGCUCGCUCGCAACCUCCCAACGCCGACGCGCGCAACGCAACGCUCGAAUCCGGAACCGCUGCGGACGCUGAUGCUGCCGCCUGGCGCUUCGCUCUCUCACAAUGUCUUCCACGGCUGCGGCGGACCCGAUCCAGGCGUCGAAUUCAGGGUCGUCCAAGAAGAAGAACAAUAAGAAGAAGAAGAACGCAAACAAGAACAAGGACUCCGCUGCGGCUGGUAAUGGAGAUGCCAGGCAGGAGGCUGAAAACAUCGACGAUGAGCCCGAAUCGCCCACGCAGCCGGACUCACCCGUCGAAAGCGAGCACCCCGCCGCUGAGAGUAAUGGACAUGCAGUAGAACCGAAGAGCAACGGGCUCCCUGCCCCGACGACCGAUGGCGAAAAGACCGACGACUCAGACACAUCCGCGAAGCUUGAGGCCAUGGGCAAGGAGCGAGAGGCUCUGCGGGCCGAGGUCGAGCAGCUACGGAAGCAGCUUGAGAGCAUCCAAGAGUCCCACGGCAGCGAGGUCACGCAACUCCAGUCGGAUCUCGAGGAGAGCAACGCCGCCAAGGAGAAUGCAGAGGAGCAGUACCAGAACCUCCUCGGGCGAGUAGAGAAGAUCAAGGAGACCCUCAGCGACAGGCUACGGCGAGACAAGGCGGAGCUGGAGGAGGCCAAGGAGCGGGUGGAGGAGCUGGAGGCUCAGAACGAGGAGCUCCAGAAUGCGGCCAUGUCAUCCGGAGACGACGUCAGCAAACUCAAGGAGGACCUACAAGAUGCGACGCGGGAACUCAACACCCUCAGAAGCCGCAACAACCUGUCGGCACAGAACUGGGGUAAGGAGAAGGAUGAGCUCGCGCGGACGGUCCAGCACCUGAAGGAAGAGAUGGAGACGACGGCCAACGCCAUGGGCGAGUGGGAGGUCAUCGCGAUGGAGGAGCGCUCCAUCAAGGAGACGCUGAGCGACAAGGUCUUGGAGCUGGAGGAGCAAGUGUUCGCCCUGAGGCAGGGUUAUGAGAGCGCGACCGCCGAGCGGGACAGCCAGAACACGCUCAUCGACAACCUCCAGAACGCCCUGCGCGAGAUCCAGGACGCCCGCAAGAAAGAGCUGCGCGAGAUGGUCGAGACGACCGAGGAGCAGGUCCAGGGUCUGAAGAAGCUGGUGCAGGACGCCGACGCCCGCGCGGCCGAGGCCGAGGCGGCCAAAUCGUCUCUAACUACGGAGCUCGAGCGGACGGCGCCGUUUGAGAAGGAGGUCAAAGAGAAGAACCUCCUGAUCGGAAAGCUGAGGCAUGAGGCCAUCGUCUUGAACGACCACCUCACCAAAGCGCUCCGAUACCUCAAGAAGACGAAGCCCGAAGACAACGUAGACAGGCAAAUCGUCACCAAUCACCUCCUCCACUUCCUCACCCUCGACCGCGGCGACGUCAAGCGCUUCCAGGUCCUCCAGAUCAUGGCCGGCUACCUCAACUGGACCGACGAGCAACGCGAGCAAGCCGGGCUCGCGCGACCAGGCACCUCAACCAACAGCCUCCGUCUGCCCAUGUCGCCCUUCCACCGCACACCAAGCUCGCCGUCCCUCAACACCGACGUCUUCUCCGAGCCCACCUCGGCCAAGGACAGGGAGUCCCUCGCGGACCUGUGGGCCAACUUCCUCGAGCGCAGCGCACAGGAGGGCGCCGGAGAGGCGGCGUCGAGAAAGGGGAGCACUGCUAGCGUAAUCACCGGCCCUCCGAGGCCGGAUUCUAGGCAUUAAUGUUGAAUGAGCGUUGGUUUCGGUUCUAAAGACUAUGUAAAGUCGCAGUCGCAGCGGGUAUAGGAAUGUCCGAGCUUGGUUUCAAAGGUGGAAGCACUAGCGACGGUUGAUGGACGUUCUGAUGGUUCUUGAAAAAAGACUACGUCUGCAAGAGGAGUGGCAAGACGAUUAAACUAUUGAUGGGCACGGGAAUUCUUUGUACGAAUAGGUUAUCUUGACGAUUGGGAUAGCUACGGGGGGCACUACUACACUAACUACCAUCAGCCGACGCCGGCUGCAAUGGCUGUAACA
Messenger RNA from Ilyonectria robusta, 2261 nucleotides. RefSeq lists its product as uncharacterized. Gene Ontology annotation, cellular component: Golgi apparatus. The record is from RefSeq and is a predicted model, not a curated record. NCBI's taxonomy places the organism in Eukaryota, Fungi, Ascomycota, Sordariomycetes, Hypocreales, Nectriaceae. Gene Ontology annotation, molecular function: small GTPase binding. The coding region runs from base 336 to 1970 and encodes 544 amino acids. The transcript has 4 exons. Gene Ontology annotation, biological process: Golgi organization; endoplasmic reticulum to Golgi vesicle-mediated transport.